Molecule: messenger RNA, 176 nt
Organism: Aphanomyces invadans
Lineage: Eukaryota; Oomycota; Saprolegniomycetes; Saprolegniales; Verrucalvaceae
Exons: 1
Source: RefSeq, a predicted model, not a curated record
AUGGGGAUCCUUUGCAUCACAGUUGUCUUUGUUCGGCUAGGCGACGACGAAGCACCCAAGGUCGUGUUGAAAAAGCCGCAGUGGCAGUACUUGGACACCCCCAUCGGCCGCCUAGCCCGCACCCUGACCAUGUACUCGACGGCCAGCAGCACAUCGACCGCGAAGCAAGCUGCGCG